AUGGUACACAGUACUCUCGCAGCCAGACUUGAAGAAAUGGCCAAUGAAACCACUAUGGUCUGGAAUCGAAGCCCCAACCCUCCCUAUCCAUUGGGUGAUUUGCCACAGGCCGUCUCCUCUGUCACAAUUUCUGAGAGAGCAAACAGUAAUACCCCAAAUGCAAGUGGGAUUAAUACAAAUUCCACUAUGGGUUCAGGCUUCGCCUCAGUGUCGCCUGCAAACUCUUGGGCCCCAGAGGCGAAUAAUACAGCUGCAGGAACACCUACUCCGAUAUCAAUGGAGGCGUUCCAAAGUCUCUAUCCUCACCUUAACAGGCGUGGGGUUGGGACGUGGGUGUGUCCGCAUGCUGAAAAGUGUACCAAGGGCGGAGUGCGCGACGGGGUGCUAGUAGUUUUUGAACGGAAUUCAUCCUUCAAGGCACAUUUACAGAAGCAUGAGAAAGCGUUCAAGUGUAGCAUACCUGGGUGCAAGAACACUACAGGAUUCGCCAGAAUUGAUCAACUGAAACGACAUAAAAUAGAGGUACAUCAUAUGAAGCCCGAGGAUGUUGAGCAUGCAAAAUAA
Microsporum canis CBS 113480 is the source of this 564-nucleotide messenger RNA. RefSeq lists its product as uncharacterized. Bases 1 to 564 code for a protein of 187 amino acids. The transcript has 2 exons. NCBI's taxonomy places the organism in Eukaryota, Fungi, Ascomycota, Eurotiomycetes, Onygenales, Arthrodermataceae. The record is from RefSeq and is a predicted model, not a curated record.